Rattus norvegicus (Norway rat) is the source of this 6088-nucleotide messenger RNA. The record is from RefSeq and is a predicted model, not a curated record. Lineage: Eukaryota; Metazoa; Chordata; Mammalia; Rodentia; Muridae.
UUCAGAAGCUGGGGAAAUCAUUGCAUGCAUGAAUGUCAAGAGGAAAUGGUAUUUUAUUAUUUUAUUAUGUACAGUACUAAAACUGAACCUUGGAGAGAAGAGCUGUUGGAUCAUGGGUAGAUAUUGUUGGGGGUCCAGGAAUCCAAGCACAAACAACACGAACACUGAUCUCACACAGGGAUAGUUUAUUGAGCAUUCACCUAAGGACUAAUCAGUCAGGGCCAUAAAUCAGACUUUGGAGCUGAUUGUGACAACAAGUCUGAAUCCUACAAGGCUUUUAAGCCUGAAAUCCACAAAUACCUGUCACAAGUUAUUCCACCAGUCAGGAUCUGGAGAUAGGGGACAGCCUUAGGAGCAUGUCUUUGUUGUACAUUUAUUCUGCUCUCAUUAGUUAGGGUAUUCAGUUGUGGCAGGGGACUUGCCUUCCCUAACAUUCAUGUCUUAACUUGCCAACCAGGAUGCCAGUUACCCAUGUACACAUCUCUGUCUGCCAUGUAGGAUGUCAAUUACCAGAAAGUUAUUGGAAACCUAAAGCUUUACUCAACCUUCAUUAAAAAUGGAGGUCUUAUUCCAAAUGCCUUUUUUUUUUUAUUAACUUGAGUAUUUCUUAUAUACACUUCGAGUGUUAUUCCCUUUCCCGGUUUCCGGGCAAACAUCCCCCUAAUCCCUCCCCCUCCCCUUCUUUAUGGGUGUUCCCCUCCGCAUCCUCCCCCCAAUGCCGCCCUCCCCCCAACAAUCUAGUUCACUGGGGGUUCAGUCUUAGCAGGACCAAGGGCUUCCCCUUCUACUGGUGCUCUUACUAGGAUAUUCAUUGCUACCUAUGAGGUCAGAGUUCAGGGUCAGUCCAUGUAUAGUCUUUAGGUAGUGGCUUAGUCCCUGGAAGCUCUGGUUGCUUGGCAUUUUUGUACAUAUGGGGUCUCGAGCCCCUUCAAGCUCUUCCAGUUCUUUCUCUGAUUCCUUCAAUGGGGGUCCUAUUCUCAGUUCAGUGGUUUCCAAAUGCCUUUUUAUAUUGGUGCAGGUAUCCCUCUUGUGUUGGAGUCCAUCCCAGGAGCAGCUUUAAAGGCAAACCAUAAAACUCAUACACAGAUACAGGGAGUUCUGUCGGGCAAUUAAUUCUAGUUUAAACUUAUUGUGGUUUAAUUACCCAAAGCAGUUCUAACUGACUUCUAUUGUGAUUGCUUCUCAAGAACUCCAAAGCACAAACCAUAACAAUAUUCACUCAACUUGGAGAUGAAAAGUUUCCUUGUAAUAGCACAUGAGAAAGUUUCCUUGUAAUAUUAGUACCACAUAAAAUGACUGACUAGUCAGGCAGCAGUAAUAGCCUUAACAGUUAAUAGCCUUUUGUAUUUCUAAGCAUGCGUAAAGCACAUUUGCAACUGUCAAGUUAGUCACUUCAUCAGAAUUUGAAAGUAGUGGAGAUUACUUCUACUUUUACCUCCCCACUGCCUCUGAUUCCAAUGGGAGUGGGGCUUGUGGUUCCAUCCAGGAACUCAGAGAGGUUUCCAUGCUUCUGUCUGCCAAUGCCUGACAUGAAAGGUGGCUUUGUUAUCUAUACAGGCAUACAGUUUGUAGUGUAUUUGAUCUCUACCACAUUUUUAAAUUAUUUAUAUCAAAGUCAUAUUCUGGUUGUGAACAUCACUGUGGAAAUUUGUUUUUUCAUUGGAGUUGUCCAUCUUGUAGACUUUGGAGGUUCUAGAAAAUUUUCAUACUCCUUUGGUUUCUUUGUUUCCAUUUGUUAACUUAAUUACAACAGAAAAUAUUCAUAUAUUCAUGUUAGAUAGAAUUAGAUAAAGUAUUCAUAUUAGAUAGAAUUAUCCAUUUAUGCCUAAACUGAGCUAGUUUACAUACAUACUAACCUCACUUCACCAUAUACAUACCAACACACUUCACAAUCUUGAAACUUUAUCUCUUGACUAAUGAAGCUGCAAUUGGUCUCUACCUCCAGGCCUUGCUGCCCACCAUUCUGACCUUUUACUGUUGUGAGAUCAAAUAUGUAUUUAGUAUUUUUUCUGCUCCCAGCUGGUUUAGUGUAGCAUAAAUUCUCAGAGUUCAGACAAGUUAUGACAAAUGACAAUACCUCUUGCUUUUAAACAUCUAAUAUUUUACUACAUGCUGAUCAUGUCAUUUUUAUCCAUUCAUCUGCUAAUUGGUCCUUCAAUUGCCUCUCUAUUUUAUCUACUAUAAUAAUGAUUCAGGAGACGUGAGCAUGCAGAGUUCUUCAAGAGGACAAAUUUGAACAUCGGAAGUCAUCUAUAACUAGAAUAAUCUGUGCUCUCAAAGAAUCCCUUUUACUAUGGGAUCUGUUGAUAGGUUAUUUGUCCACCGGUGAACUGAGUUAAUCCAAGCCAGAUUAGAAUACAUUAAAGGCAGGUUACUUGGGAAGCUGAGGUACCUACUUAACAUAUCAAAGCGGGCCUGGCCAGUCAGGUCUGUCCUCAGUAAGCCCAUAUGAAAGAGCCAAAUUAAUAUUGGAAAGGAGAAAAAGAAGUUAUAUUAAGUGUGGCUACUUUAGAAGAGGAACAAAGAUUCAUAAAAUUGUGCUGUCCUUUGUCUGGUUCCCUAAGUGAGAUGAAGGUUUAAAUAGAGAACCAAGGAUAUGCACAUAUGAGUAGUCCAGGUCAAGGUGGGGUCCUGUCCAUCAUUCUUCUAUCAUGAUCUGGGUUAUAGUGUCACACUUUAAGGUGGUCGGAAAAGUAAUUACAACUGUUUGAAAUUUUUUAAGGAGACCAGCUCUUCCUCUGGCUAAAGUUGUUUUCCUUCUCCCAAUGUGAGAUCCUUGAGAAAUUCGCAUUUCUUUGGAAUCGUAGUUUCAACAGUUUGAUAGUCAAAUUCUUUCCUGCUAGGCCAAUUGCAGAGAAAGAGGAAAAAUUAAAGGAGGGAUGAGGAGGAUGGGGUUUGAAGAGAUCUGGUUAGCUGGUUUUAAGUAUCAAACAUUCUAAGCUUAUGGUCCCAUUGGAUUCCUCAAUAUUAAUAUAUCAAAUCAUAUUUAAAUGAUUAAAAGAACUUGGAACUCAGCUUCUCGUAUUCAUGAGUUUCCAGUAAGGUAAUGAAUAUCUAACAUGUAGCAUGAGAAGGGCCACUUGUUUAUGUGUUUAAUUGUAUGCACAUAAAAACCUAUGUAAGCUUUCAAACAAUAAGUGAAAUAAAGAGCCGUGCAGGGUAUUUGUAUCAUGUAAUGGGGAACUAUGGGUGACUCAUUUGAUUCUCUUUUGACUUUGUCUCUUUGGCCAGUAAGAGUGUGACCAGGAUUUGUAAGAACAAGAAGAACAUGUUAUUAACAGUGUUUUCUCCUUCUCCCUAGAGUGUGGAAUAUGUCCUGAGAAGGUAUGUCUGAACUGAGAGGGAAGGAUAGCCCUAUUGUGUGGAGUCAGACCUUGAAACUGAAACUGCCGGAUAUUAUCUCAGAAAGAAGAAGAAAGUUCCAAGCUCCAGAUUUGAAAGGCAUGCUGCAAGCAUUUGAAGGGCUCAUGGAUAUCCAGCGAUACUGGGUUCAUGUAACUCCAUGUCAAUAUAACAAGGAAAUCGUUUCCAUUAACAAAAAUAAAGGACAAAUACAAUGUGCAAGUCACUAUAGGAGGAAUCGUCAAGUUUCUGAGACUUUCCAUUUAGGCGUCGUGGGAUAUCCAGCUAUUCAGUCAGGGAAGCACUACUGGGAAGUAGACGUGUCUACAUGUGAUGCCUGGCUCCUUGGAUUAAGUGAUGGAAAAUGUGCUCAACCCCAUUUAAUGGGUGAAAUGGGCUUCAAAAUGAAACUUAAUUCUAAUUUUAACCAAAUUGAAAUGUAUCAGCCUAAAUGUGGCUACUGGGUUAUAGGGAUGAAGGAUAGGUCUGUAUACAAUGCCUUUGAUGAGUGCUCUAUCACCCACAAUCCUAGUGUCUUGGUUCUCUGUCUGCCUCAUGCUCCCAGUCGUGUUGGAGUUUUCGUGGACCGGGAAGCUUGCACUCUCUCAUUUUAUGAUGUUUCUAACUCAGGAGCUCUCAUCUAUAGGUUCUAUUACCCUUCCUUCCCUCAUAGAGUCUUUCCAUAUUUUAAUCCUUUGGAAUGUUUGAAGCCAAUGACAGUAUGUGGACCACCCUCUUAAGCUCUCACCUACAUCUACGCAGUGCCCCAAUGUGUGGUGUAUCCCAUGUACCAGAGCUUCCCUGCAUCAUUUUAAUUUUUUUGUCUUGGGUUCUUUAUUUUAAUGACCUUCACGUAUAACUACAAACCAGCAUGGAUUAAUUCCCUUGAUCCACCUGCUUCUCUACUCACAAGAUGAUUACUGCCAUUUGUCAUUUCCCAUAUUCCCAAAGAAAAUGAUUAUUUCCUCACUAAGUGAAAUCGAGCCUCUGUUAAGACCAUCUCUGUAGCAUCACAGUCAAAAGAAUGACUCAUAGCCAACAAUGUCUUAGAGAACUUGAGAGAGGCCCCAGAAAAAAAAAAAACAGAGGACCUUUUACCUCAAGUACAUUUUGUUUCCUGGAUUGGCUUGGAUGUGAUUUUGUACCUCCUGCAACAAACAUUUGCAUUCAACUUACUCGAUGUGUUUUCUCUUGUUGGAUGUCAGAACAUAGCUACAGAAUCCAUCCUUGUGAAAGGAUAUGCUAAGUGCUGGCCUCAAUGCACACUGAUUCUAGACAUGGGCUGUGCUUUGCUUCCCUGAUUCCCCAGAUAUAAUCUAUAGUAUAGUGCAGACAAUCGUGUUUAAAUUCAUCUGUCCUGAGAAAGUUGUGUGAAAGGGUUGCUCUGUUACUAUUUACUAUAUGCUUACUGGCAUUUAUUUACAUGUUUUUAUGAUUCUCUUUCUCCAAACUCAAAGAACCUUUCUUAAAUUGUUGCUUUCCAUUGUACAUUCAUGUCUAAAAGCACAGUGAAACUGAAGUAAAGAUGUCUGCUGAAGUCCCUCUAUCCUAGACUGUCUUCAAACCCCAGGUCUUACAGACAGAACUAUCUCGGUCCACAAAGGUAGAUACACCUUACUUUUUGUGGUGCCAGAGAUACAAGCCAGGGCUUCAUGUAUGCUUAUGGGUUGCUCUACCACUGAGUUGCUUACCUGAGCUCUAUCACUUCUCCACAAACGUAUUAUUUUUGUCACUGACAAUAGAUGAAAGUUCUUUUCCAGCUUGUCUAGCAGUUUAGAAAAUUAUAUAUAGGAGUCUCUGACUAAGGAAUGGACCCUUAGCAGGAGGUCAGUUUAACCACAAUGCUUGUGUUUCAUCAAAAAGUUAAGAAGGAAAUCUCUCAAAUGAUACUCAGUAAGACCAUGUGUUUAGAGUAUCCAGGUUCUAAUCCAAGCUCCUCACAUUGCAAUGCAACCCUGAAUAACAUCCUCUUGAGCUUGCAUUUGCUCGUUUUCUUUUCCUUUUGUUUCAUUUUUCUGGUUUUGUUUUUCAGUUUUGGUAUAAAUAGUGUGCCUAUAUUGCAGGUCAUUGCAGGUCUUAAAUUUGAAAUCUUUAGAAGGCUCUGAGGGUCAAAGUCCUUUCACCUAUGAGAAACGAACUGAGUUCGUUUACUCAGACCCUCCUGGCUGAAGGAGGCAAACAGCUCCGAUAGAUUUUCCUCUCAGCACACAAAUAUGUUACAGAACACAAAGGAUGAAGCACAUGCAAAAUGAAAGGGGAUUAGGUAAUUUUUAGUAAGAGAAGUUCAAUACUUAUACUGCAACCCCUGCACAUUCAGUGGGUGGUGUUUGUGCUGAUUACUGAGAAGAUGUACUGUACUGAUGUUCUAUGGCACAGUGUGUGAUGGGGAAACUAAGUUACAGCUCUUCUUGUGUCUUGGUGUUAGAUCCUGGGAAUUGCCACCAAGAUUACUCUAAUAUGUUGUGGAUAUCUAUUUUUGGUUGGUUUUACACUUAUUUUUUGAGAGGAUAUUUGUCUUGCUGUAUUCAUUAUUAAAUAAGUUAAAUUCUAUGAUUUUCCAUUUUAUAAUGAAUGAUAAUGAUGACAAUGAUACACAUCACUGUGCCUUCUGUUAUGUUGUGAAAUGUAAACAAUAGAUUUUUUCUAGGAACUCAUAUUCCUUCCAGCAUGUAAGAAUUAUUGAAUAUGGUGUCUAUUUUUCCUCCCGUUUGAUGUGACCAUAAUAAAGUAUCAUUGGAAUGACAAA